Molecule: messenger RNA, 1057 nt
Organism: Drosophila innubila
Lineage: Eukaryota; Metazoa; Arthropoda; Insecta; Diptera; Drosophilidae
Exons: 2
Coding region: 337-756 (139 amino acids)
Source: RefSeq, a predicted model, not a curated record
GAUCUAGAACAGGCAAAGUUUUUAUUCAAAGCAACAUAUUCGUUUCGCUCAAAAUUCUGUACGUAAGAAAUUCAAAAUUAUUUCUCACCUUUCAUUUCCGGCAAAGCGUCCCUCACAUAGCCAAAAAAAAAAAGCAGCUAACGAAACAUUCAUUCAACGACUUUCAAGCUGAUUGAUAACCACGGAUUUUUUUACUUGUUGCGGCAGUGCGAGGUGCGUGUCUACUUUUUGCGCCUGAGCCUUAGUGUUGUGAAUCAGGACGCACCUAUUGAGGGAGUAGGAAACCAGGACCAAUAACUAAAUAGUUUCCUUCAUUCGACGCAAGAAUUGGCCGUGAUGUCGAGUCAUAGCUAUCGCACUACAACCGUUGAGUAUUACGAGUUCCUAAUGCCCGAUACCCAUGAGUCGAUGUUUUGGCCUUUAAAUGCGGCUGAGAAUUAUCUGGUAGUGCCGGACGACAACAAUUGCCAUAACGAGCUCAUCUAUAACAUGGUUCAAUAUUAUCAAAGGCCGACCAUCUUUGAAUACAGACAACAGGAUGAACCACAAUGCAACCAACCAAUAGCUAAUUCCGACGAUGAGCAAGAUCAUGUUGACGACAUGGAUAACGAAUUUGAUCAUCAGACUGAAAAUGUAGAGCCAUCAUCAUCCAAACCAAAAUGCAAACAAAAGCAUGUCUAUCAGGCAGAAGAAGGCUAUCUGGUGGAGGAACCCACGAGUGAAUCCUCAGAGGAGGAUCAAGAGAGCCCUUCAUAAGUUGUAUGGCUCUCUAUACGUCUUUUGGAACUACAGGCUCGCCCGAUCGCAUUGAAUUUCUGUUUUUCUUUCCAAUUAUGUUAAAUUUAUUGGUUGGUUGGGUGACGAAUCGACGGAAUGGUUUGGACAAUGAAUCGAUCUAGAUGACAUGUUCUGCAAACACAAAAGUGUUCAGGCUACCGAUAUAUGUUAAUCAUAUAUGUAUAUACAUAUUUUAUAUAUUUUUUGUGGGAUUUUUGCUUCUUCCCUGUUCUUGAAAAAGAGGCUUCCUUUAAAUAAAUAAAAUUAUAUUUUAUAAAUA